CCGCAAGUCUUCAGUAUAUGGUGACAACCUGUUGGUGAUACAAACUCAUUACCCAAAAUCUAGUCCUCUACACUUCGGUAAGGGAAACUAGUAGACGCAUAUCGCGCAUUCCAUCAUGCAAUGGCAACUACCUUCGGCCCCACGUGGCCCAUCAAGUCUCGAAAAGCAGCCGAUCCUUGCUGCGAAUCGAGUCCAACAGCAGGAUGGGCCGUCUCAUAUAAAGGCGGCGACGUGGUCACCAGAAGAACCGCGUCGUCCCUGGGUGCGCACGACGAUCAUUACAGUCUUACUGUCCAUUAUGAGCAUUCUCUCGCUGCUCACUUUUUUCACCCUGGGCCUGGGUAUCCAUGGCCUUCCCCAUGCCCGUCCGUCAAGUCCCUCAUACGGCAAGCCGGUAAACCCCAUCAAGGACAGCCCGAUUAAAAAUGUGGUGGUUUUAGUCGAGGAGAAUCUGAGCUUUGACGUGUUUGCCGGUGGCUUGACAUACAACUCCAAGAUUGAUGGGUUGGUCAACCGGGAGUAUUGCAACCCCUCAAACGCCUCGGACCCCUACUCGGACAAGGUGUGCGCCAAGCCGAUCGCGAAGAAUGUGGCUCCCGAUGAUCCAGACCACAGCAUUACGGGUGGAAACCAACAGGUGUACAGCACCUACCAUCCGAACGCGAAGAAUGACAUGCCUGGCAUGCAAGGCUUUGUAACGGAACAGAUCGUCUCUUACGGCCUGGGCUCCGACUUGAGUCGUGCGGCGGAGGUCAUUAACUACUACACUCCGGACCAUGUGCCCGUUUUCAACGCCAUGGCCGAAAACUUUGUGCUUUUUGACCGCUGGUUUGCAGCUGUUCCGGGCCCGACAAAUCCUAAUCGUGCCUAUCUGACUUCUGGUACUUCUCACGGUCACGGCCAAAAUGACCAUGACUUUGACGUGUCGGCCCUGCCUCAGGUGUCUAUAUUUGAGCAGCUGUCGGCCGCCGGCAUUAGCUGGAUCAAUUACUCCAACACCACCGGUUUCCUCCCAGAUUCCUUAUUCUACCAGUGGACGGCCAAGAGUGGCAAGGGUGACACUAACGUCAAGCCGAUCGACCAGUUCUUCAAGGAUGCCAAGGAUGGUACACUGCCCCAGUUUACCUGGAUUAACCCGGAGUGCUGUUCCUAUAUGUCCUUCCACCCACCCUCUCCAAUUAACAUGGGCGAGGGCUUCAUCAAGAGCAUCUACGAGGCAGUACGCUCAUCCCCGCAGUGGAACGAGACGCUGUUCAUCCUUACUUUCGACGAGCACGGUGGUUUUGCCGACCAUGUGUCUCCGCCGGAGAACGUGCCUGCCGGUGACAACCUGACGUACACCGAAAAGGCAAAGGACGGUCAGGAGGCCACCUUCCACUUCGACCGUCUGGGUAUCCGGGUGCCUACUGUUUUGAUGUCUCCCUGGGUGGGCAAGGGGUUGAUUCAGAACAGCCCGACCGACCAGCCCAACGAGUUCACCCACACUUCCAUCCUGAAGUAUGUGGCAGAGCUCUGGAAUCUCGAUAUCCUCACUCCUCGCGUCGACUGGUCUCCCAGCUUCCGAGGUCUGAUCACCAACACCUUCCGUGGUGAUACUCCGGAGAAACUACCGGAGCCCGCCGAUUUCUAGAGAUGAACACUGUACAGUCUAGGCUCGAAAUCUAGAGAGUAAAUGACCAUGAUGACGAUAUAGCUAUAACAAUUACCGUUUCAAUUAAAUGAAUGCAGGCAACCAUAAAGAGUUUGGCCUUGCGAAAGUAAAUCAGUUCCUACCCAAGGAGCUAUUACUUCAAUUUGUCUCAUGAAAUUGGGCUCAGCCUCCACAGCCUUGCGGUCUAGUCAGGGGGAGUCAGGGGGGAGCCGGAUAUAUACACUUCCGCAAUUCAGAAUAUCCAUGGUUUGAAGUUCAUGGUCUGGUCAAAUUGCCUGCUUUUUGAAUGGAAAGGCCUCGCUCUUCUAGUCUAUAAUGGGCUGUCCUGCCCUAUAAGCGUAGAUUAGUGUCGCUCAGUUUUCCUCCUGGCAACAUGUCCUGUUGUUCGAUGUAGAAGAUGGUGAGAUGUGAGGCCAUUUGGGACCUGAUGCUCGGCGAUAAGAAAUAAACGCAACACGUUUGAACUUUGGUAACCCUUAUGUGCUC
This is a messenger RNA of Aspergillus alliaceus, 2137 nucleotides long. Its product is annotated as putative phosphatidylglycerol specific phospholipase. Gene Ontology annotation, molecular function: hydrolase activity, acting on ester bonds. The transcript is spliced from 2 exons. Lineage: Eukaryota; Fungi; Ascomycota; Eurotiomycetes; Eurotiales; Aspergillaceae. Bases 116 to 1630 code for a protein of 504 amino acids. Gene Ontology annotation, biological process: phospholipid catabolic process. The record is from RefSeq and is a predicted model, not a curated record.